GGAAAGUUCUACGUUCAGUAAGUAAGGGAGCGUUGGAUUUAUCAUGUCGAGACUGUUGGAUAUGAAGGAGUUUGGAGAAGCGGCUCCGUUUCUGCGCAAAACCGACCUGGAGCUGCUGGCAGCGCAAACUGUGGCGUUUGAUGGAAAGAAACGCGCUUGGAUACCAGAUGAAAAGGACGCGUACAUUGAGGUGGAAAUCAGGGAGAUUGAUGGUGACAAAGUCAUCGUUGAGACCAAGGACGGGAAGUGCUUAACUGUGAAGGAAGAUGACAUUCAACAGAUGAACCCUCCUAAAUUUGACAUGAUAGAGGACAUGGCCAUGCUCACACACCUGAAUGAAGCUUCAGUGCUCUAUAAUCUGCGGAGGCGCUACAGCAAUUGGAUGAUCUAUGUUGGUACCAUCACAUCACAGCUCAAAGCAAAGAAACGAUCUGCCCUUUCUCACUAAUCUUUGAUGCCACAAAUAACCUGACCAGAGCAUUAAACAUAGAGGGGCGGCACUAUUCAUAGGACUUUACGGUCACAGUAAUGAAUUUAACACUUGCCUUUGCCAAGGGACAAAUACAAGUGAAUUCCCUAGAGGCAUGACCUUUAUAAGUGCCACAGUCAAAAGUAGCCUAC
Molecule: messenger RNA, 621 nt
Organism: Sinocyclocheilus grahami
Lineage: Eukaryota; Metazoa; Chordata; Actinopteri; Cypriniformes; Cyprinidae
Product: myosin-15-like
Exons: 3
Coding region: 44-448 (134 amino acids)
Cellular component (GO): myosin complex
Molecular function (GO): actin filament binding; ATP binding; cytoskeletal motor activity
Source: RefSeq, a predicted model, not a curated record